Molecule: messenger RNA, 201 nt
Organism: Oncorhynchus masou masou (cherry salmon)
Lineage: Eukaryota; Metazoa; Chordata; Actinopteri; Salmoniformes; Salmonidae
Exons: 4
Source: RefSeq, a predicted model, not a curated record
GAGCGGAGGGAAAGGGUUAGAGAGAGAGAAGAGUGGAGGGAAAGGGUUAGAGAAGAAGAGUGGAGGGAAAAGGUUAGAGAGAGAGAGAGAGAGAGAGAAGAGUGGAGGGAAAGGGUUAGAGAGAGAGAGAGAGAAGAGUGGAGGAAGAGGAGGGAAAGGGUUCGAGAGAGAGAAGAGGAGGGAAAGGGUUCGAGAGAGAGA